Molecule: messenger RNA, 957 nt
Organism: Thyridium curvatum
Lineage: Eukaryota; Fungi; Ascomycota; Sordariomycetes; Thyridiales; Thyridiaceae
Exons: 3
Coding region: 1-957 (318 amino acids)
Source: RefSeq, a predicted model, not a curated record
AUGUCCGACCUUGUACCAAAGUCCGACUGUGACACAAAGAUCGCCAACCAAGCAAUCGAGACCUGCAUGAACCAGACCGCCUGCUCAUCCUUCUCGCAAUUCACGUUACUUCUAAACAGAUCGGGGAAGAGCAUUAACGACUUUAUUCUCGCCUACCCUGAUGAUAAGAAGUGUCUCGAACCGGCACUCAAAGGAAUCGAAAACGACACCGAUAUACCGAAGCUCUGGGGGUUUGGGGUGGUUGGCAGAUGUACCGCUGUGGAAAUCCAGAUCGCCAAUCUCCUAGAAGUCCUCUUUCCAGGGAGGUUUGCCUUCGUCCUCUUCAGUCUCGGCAACCAUCGCAUCAUGUAUUGCACGAAAACGGGCGUCAUUAUCGACUCAAGCUUCCCAGAAGGCUCUGUUCUGUCGCGUGGCAAUGAAUGGAUAGGACAUCCAGGCAGUGAUAAACAGUGCAAGGUUAGCGAGAACGGCACAAAGAUCGAGACUAUGAGGGAGGACAGCAAGGGAAAGGCAAGUCGCUUCCCAUAUCCUACCGUUCAUCACUCAUCAGACAAGCCCCUAGAACCAAGAGGAGGAAUGAUUAGGUGUCUCCAGGACUUUGCAGCCAAUCCCAAGCUGGUUGUUCUGUUCCGGUCCGUGGGAAACGAUCUGCUGACCUACCGCUCCAAGAUGGAAUGGAAAUUCGCCACGAAGAAUGAAGCAAAGCUCAAGCUUCUCACAGAAGACAAGGGGCACGAGUCGGUUACGACGAUAGUUUGGAGAAAGGGACAGGAGUCAAGCCCUGCGGCUGAGGCUCAAUGCCAUCAGGUCUUCAACAACUUCGUCAAAGACCAUGGAGGUCCGUAUGGAGCUACCCAAUGGGACGCAGACCUCCAAAGCACUCAUCAAGCCCUGUGGAAGGCUUGCAAUGAAUGCUUGGAUUGCCUCCCUCAGGUGGAGCCUCCCGAGGUCAAGUAG